CUCUCUGAUAAAGUGAGGAAAAAGGUUCAAGCUGCCUUCCCAGUUUUUGAGGUUGAGGGCGGAGGGAGAGUUCAUGCCCACGUCGAGUACACCCAAAUUAAGGAUCUAGCAGAGGCGGUUAGAAAAUAUGGUGUAAAUGCCAAUUUUACUCUAGUAAUGCUAGAAAGGUUUGCUGGUGUGGCUAUGACACCCGCUGACUGGCAAAUGUUGGCUAAGGCAGCGCUCCCUACCAUGGGUCAAUAUAUGGAAUGGAAGGCGCUAUGGCAUGAGGCUGCACAGGCUCAGGCUAGGGCAAACGCUGCUGCACUAACUCCUGAGCAGCGAGAUUGGACCUUUGAUAUGUUAACAGGCCAGGGCCCUUUUGCCGCUGAUCAGACGGCUUACCCAUGGGGUGCUUAUGUUCAAGUUUCUAACACUGCCAUUAAGGCUUGGAAGACACUCCCUAGGAAAGGGGAAACUUCUGGACUUACUAAGAUCAUCCAGGGGCCACAGGAACCAUUCUCAGAUUUUGUAGCUCAAAUGACAGAAGCAGCAGGGCGUAUCUUUGGGGACCCUGAUCAGGCUGCGCCUCUUGUUGAGCAACUGAUUUUUGAACAGGCUACCCAGGAAUGCUGGACGGCUAUAGCGCCCAGAAAGGAUAUCAAGGGGCGGCUCCUUCCGCCGCUGACAGAACAGCGUCAAGAGAGUCCAAAAAACGGGGGAAAGGGCCCUCGUUCCCAGGGCCCCCAAAAGUAUGGGAACAAAACAAACCGGGGUCAGGGGGAGAGAGAGGAGAGCCUGUCGGAAGACACACAAGAUUGGACUUGCACGCCUCCUCCGACUUCAUAUUGA
Messenger RNA from Cynocephalus volans (Philippine flying lemur), 831 nucleotides. Its product is annotated as igE-binding protein-like. The record is from RefSeq and is a predicted model, not a curated record. Lineage: Eukaryota; Metazoa; Chordata; Mammalia; Dermoptera; Cynocephalidae. The annotation marks the transcript as partial. The transcript has 2 exons. Gene Ontology annotation, biological process: viral process.